UUGCUCAUUAACAGAAGAAAACAAAAUCCAUUCUCGAAAGAAAAAUCGUUCUCCUUUUCAAGAAAAAUCCCAAUCUCUUCUAAUCCCAGCCAUGGAAAACCCCUUCUUCAGAAAUUACUACAAUGCCACUCGCCCACGCUUCUCUUCAAACCCUCGCUUCUCCUCCCAAAGCCCUAGAUCGAUCCCCGUCCAUCAGGAGGAGCAGCAGCAGCAGCAGCGAUCGAAGCCCUCGCCGUCCUCGAAGAUCGUCUCGAUCCCUGUUCAUUUCGUUGGAUCGGAAAAAACCAGAUCGGCCUCGGCCGUCAAGAUCCAGAAGGUCUUCCGGGGCUUCGUGGUACGGAAGAACGUGAAGAAGAUGGUAAAGAUACGAUCAGAAGCAUGCAAGAUCGAACGGAGGAUCGCGGACACGAAGGAUCUCAUCCUUUCAGAUGUGAAGGAGCGGCUGAGAGUGAAUGAAAUGCUGAUGUCUCUGCUUCUUCAGUUGGAUUCGGUUCGAGGAGUUGAUUCAGGUGUGAGGGAAUUCCGGAAGGCGGUGAUACGCAAGGUCAUUGUCUUGCAGGAAGCCGUUGAUGCGAUAGUCGCUCUCCCAGACACGGAGAAGAAAGAUCAAGCCGUAGAAAUGUCAGAUUCUGCAGAUUCUUUAGGUAAUCGGGAAACUGCCACUGAUUCCAUUGAUCAAACCCUAGAAAUGCAAAAUAUUGCAGAAGCGCCAGAUAAUUUCAAUUCUGUGGCCCCAGCGGCUGAUGAUCUAACCAUAGAAAUGCAAGAUUCUGUUUUCCCGUCUGACAAUUGCGACUCUGUGGUGGAAGCUGUUGUUGAUCUAACCCCAGAAAUGAAAGAGUCUGUUGAUUCUAUAGAUAAUUGCCGAUCUGCUGAUCAAUCCCAAGAAGAGCAGGAUCCUGUUGAAUCUGCAGAGAAUUGUGGUAUUCCAUCCGAUUCCAACAGUCAAAUUCCACAGAUUCAAUCCCUUGCAGAACCUACUGAGGAUGAUGGAAAUCUGUCCAUCGGCCGCGUCAGUCACCUCAAAGAAGCCCAUGAUCUUGUCGAAUCUGUACAGAAUUCUAGGGAUCUUGUCGAGUCAUUUGAUAAUUGCAAAUCUGUAGCUGAAGCCGACAAUGAAGGACAGGAAUGCUCUGUAGAUCCUACCGAAGAAACCCCAGUAGAAGCUGAUAUGAAGCCAUGUGAAAGCAAACACGAAGAAGAAAUUCCCCAAGUGGAGAAUCCGGCGGAAUCAGUGGAGAACGACCCAACUCCGGAAGUCCAUGAUGCCAUGGAAAUCCAAGGAAGUGAUGUGUCCCACCCAAAUCAAGAUGGGAAGAGCUGUGAUAGUAGCAGUGGUGUGAUGCUGAGUAUGAUGGAGAGGCUGAUGGAGGAGAAUUGCAAACUGAAGGGUUUGGUAACAGAGCUAUGUGAGAGGAAUGUGGUGCAGAAUCGGCUGAUGAACUCUCUCUCACACAGGGUGGAGCAGCUGGAGAGGGUUGUCUCAAGGAGUGAGCGGAUGCGGUUGAAGAAGAAGAAGAGGCAGGCGGCAGCGGCGGUUGAGAGAUCGGAGAUGGCUGCUGAGACUAGGAGAUGUGGUAGGAGAUUGUGAGGUGUGUUUUAGAUCAUUUGAGGUUCUGUACAGUGGCAUCUCGAAUCAGUUGUACCGUGAACAGAAUCGGACAGAGUGUUUGUAAUGUGGAGUUGCAAUGGAAAAUAAUGAGAUUUUCUCAUGUUUCUCACCUCUUUGGAAAAUAAUUAGAUUUAUGGUGUGUAAUUGCUGCAAAUUUUAUAAUGAUUGAAUGGAUUCGUACAA
Molecule: messenger RNA, 1795 nt
Organism: Magnolia sinica
Lineage: Eukaryota; Viridiplantae; Streptophyta; Magnoliopsida; Magnoliales; Magnoliaceae
Product: BAG family molecular chaperone regulator 6-like
Exons: 1
Coding region: 92-1591 (499 amino acids)
Biological process (GO): protein folding
Cellular component (GO): plasmodesma
Molecular function (GO): protein-folding chaperone binding
Source: RefSeq, a predicted model, not a curated record